This is a messenger RNA of Girardinichthys multiradiatus, 1715 nucleotides long. It is a transcript of the gene ppa1a, whose product is annotated as inorganic pyrophosphatase 1a. The transcript is spliced from 11 exons. Gene Ontology annotation, cellular component: cytoplasm. The record is from RefSeq and is a predicted model, not a curated record. Bases 612 to 1478 code for a protein of 288 amino acids. Gene Ontology annotation, molecular function: inorganic diphosphate phosphatase activity; magnesium ion binding. Lineage: Eukaryota; Metazoa; Chordata; Actinopteri; Cyprinodontiformes; Goodeidae. Gene Ontology annotation, biological process: phosphate-containing compound metabolic process.
GGAGUUUCCAGAGAUCAGGUAGUACUAAAAAAAAAAGUCAAACUAAUAAAAACCGUUGAAUGACGAGGUGCAUCCAAACUGUAUAUAUACUGUAUAUACAGGGCUUAUUUUAAGGGAAAUUUGCUUUGUUUUCCAUGAAGGGUUUUCUCUAAAGCUAAAAAGGUAAGAAGAUACUGUGGUAACAGAACCUAUUCCUGUCUUGUUAAUCAGUUUAUAGCUUACGUCAGCCAGCUCCAUCUGUCUUUCCGUAAACAGUUAAGAGUCACAGCUUGAAAGAAGCUAAUGCAUUACAAGCAGAUUUCUGGCAAAGAACGUAGACUCUUUGCAUUUUGCACAUGUCAGCCUGAUUAUAAUCCACACUUCUGACUCUCACAGUGAGACAGGAGCUGCACAAUGAGAGAUUUAGAAACUGGAACAUACAGAAAAAGCUUAGUUCAUUGUAGCUGUGAUAUUUGGCUGUUGAACCUUUCAUAUACGAGCCCCAUUGCAGGUAGCAGUGGGUAUAACUAAUCAAUGCGCAUGUCCACUCUCCUGCCUUUGUCUGUAAAUCUGAAGCUACUUAAUCUUGCUGAACACAGGAACAGAGCACAGAAGGAGAGAUUUAAACCAACAUGAGCUUUACCAUCGAAGAGAGGGGCAGGCCAAACACACAGGACUACAGAGUCUUUUUCAAAAACUCAGAUGGCAAAUACAUCUCUCCCUUUCAUGAUGUGCCUAUCUAUGCAAACGAAGCAGAGAACAUUUUUCAUGCCAUUGUGGAAGUUCCAAGAUGGACAAAUGCAAAGAUGGAGAUAGCCACAAAGGAUCCUCUUAAUCCUCUAAAGCAGGAUGUGAAGAAGGGGACCCUUCGUUACGUACCCAAUGUGUUUCCCCACAAAGGUUAUAUCUGGAAUUAUGGGGCUAUUCCACAGACGUGGGAGGAUCCCAACCACAAGGACAGCCACACAGGAUGCUGCGGAGACAAUGAUCCUAUUGAUAUCUGUGACAUUGGAAACCAGGUGUGCUCUCAAGGAGAAAUAAUCAAAGUGAAGGUGUUGGGAACCCUGGCUUUGAUUGAUGAGGGUGAAACUGACUGGAAGGUCAUUGUGAUCAAUACUGAGGACCCAGAUGCAGGCGAUUUUAACAAUAUUGAUGACGUGAAGCGGCUUAAGCCAGGAUAUCUUGAAGCAACUGUCGACUGGUUCAGGCGAUACAAAGUCCCUGAUGGAAAACCUGAAAACGAGUUUGCUUUCAAUGGUGACUUCAAAGACAGGGACUUUGCCAUACAAACAGUGAAGAGUACACAUGAGUUUUGGAAAGCACUGAUAUCUAAUAAGAGCAACGCUGGUGAGUUAAACUGCAUGAACACCAGUGUCUCUGACAGUCCCUUCUGCUGCUCUGCUGCAGAUGCUGAAGCUGUGGUUAAGUCUGCCGGUACUUUUGGACCUGACGAACCAAUUCCAAGCUCAGUCGACAAAUGGUUCUACUAUGAAAACUAAGAAUGUGAAACUUCGCCAGGAACUUGAAAAGAAUCCUUCGACCUGCACAUGUCCAUUACCAAGAUUUGAAGACUCAGUCUAACCCAAGUGUGAACUUGUUUGUUCCCUAAUGACUUGUGGAUGUUAUUCCCAGUUUAGUAAAAUUCUGAUUGUGUGAAAACACCUUCAUGCAUCUUUGGUAAAGAACAGUACUUGUCACAAACAUGACUUCACUAAUAAAUAUCUGUUUGCACAAUA